GGCAACGUCAGACCAGUAACGACACUGAAUUUCACCAAGUGUUCAGUGUUCCGCUGGCUACGUGGUGGAGUAGUUGUUUCAUUAUAAAGCGAGCAACAAUUUUUUUUUCGAAAAUGUUUUCCAGUUCAACGCUGGGUGCCCUGUUGGGGGUGAUGAUUACUAUUUCUUCUAUACCAAAUGCGUCGUCUUACACCAAAUACGGAAGGACAUGCAAGGACAUCGGCUGCAGGAGGGACGAGGUAUGCGUGAUGGCCGAAGAUCCCUGCUCGAUCUACCAGCGGGAUAACUGCGGUCGUUAUCCGACUUGCACGAAAACUCAUCCAGGCGAGGCCAACUGCGCGAGCACCGUCUGCGGGGAGAACGAAUACUGCAGAACCGAGGACGGCGUGCCGAAAUGCGUGAAGAAGUCGACCGCGAUCGAAACGAUAGAGGAGGAGGACGGCCGGAUAAUCGCUAAACGUCAGAGCAACGACGACGUUCAGUCAGCAUCGUCUCCAGAUUCAUCGAGUCCGUCGUCGACGAAGACUGGAAGUGGAGACGCCUCGGGCGGUUCAUCCGGUUAUCCUUCAAGGAGCGGUUACCCGUCGAGCUCCGGUUACCCGUCCAGCUCCGGUUAUCCUUCCAGAAGUGGUUCUUCAUCGGGAUAUCCGUCGAGAAGCUCCGGAUAUCCAUCAGAGUCUGCCAGUCCUUCGCAGAACAGCAACGAUUAUGCCUCGAGGAGAUCCGGAUACCCCACUGAAUCCGGCUCUCCUUCAAGGUCUGGAUAUCCGUCCAGAAGCUCUGGUUAUCCGUCCAGUUCUGGAUAUCCAUCGCAGUCUGAAAGCUCUCAGAGUAGCAACGACUAUGCUUCAAGACGAUCCUCAUAUCCCUCUCAGUCUGGCUCUCCGUCGUCGUCGGGAUAUCCAUCGAGAAGUUCCGCCGGUUAUCCGUCCAGCUCUGGAUAUCCAUCGCAGUCUGAAAGCUCUCAGAGUAGCAACGACUAUGCUUCAAGACGAUCCUCAUAUCCCUCUCAAUCUGGCUCUCCUUCAUCGUCGGGAUAUCCGUCGAGAAGUUCCGCCGGUUAUCCGUCCAGCUCUGGAUAUCCAUCGCAGUCUGAAAGCUCUCAGACUAGCAACGACUAUGCUUCAAGACGAUCCUCUUAUCCCUCCGAGUCCGCGUCUCCUUCAAGGUCCGGAUAUCCUUCGAGCAGCUCGUCGUCCGGUUACCCGGCAAGCUCCGGAUAUCCGUCGGCAUCCGGUUAUCCUUCGCGCAGCGGUUCCGGUUACCCUUCAAGCUCGAGUGGCUACCCUAGCAGCUCUUAUCCUUCGUCUGGCUCUAGAGCAUAUCCAUCGAGCUCGGGUUACCCUGGCAGCUCGCCGGUAAACGAAGACAGCGUGAAACGAUCUGGCGCCAGCACCGUCAACGCUGGUUAUCCUGGCCAACCUUCUCGAGGCGGUUAUCCGGCACAAUCGUCGGGAUAUCCAAGUCAGUCUGGCUAUCCUGGACAAGCUGGUCAGUACGGUAAUCAGGAUCCUAGGUACCAGGGUAGUUAUCCUCAAGGAUAUCCUCAAGGAUAUCCUGCUCAAGGCUACCCGCAGGGAUAUCCGCAAGGAUAUCCUCAAGGUUAUCAACAGGGGUAUCCUCAAGGAUAUCCGCAGGGGUAUCCUCAAGGUGGUUACUAUCCUCCUCCUCCUUCUACUACCAGGAAACCGAAUUUCGGUGAUCAGUUAACCAACAUUGCGAAGGACUUCACUAACAGGGUUAUUACAAAGGCUGUUCUAGACAAAAUUCAGUCGACUGUAGGAUAGCUUGGCGCGUGACGUUGUUAAUUAGUUACUACCGCUGCUUUCGCGUUGUUUAUUGUUCGCGUAUAAUUUAUAGCUGCAGCAGUGUGCUGUUAACGCUGAACCUAGCAAGCUGGUCGAAAUGAAUGGUUUCGAAAUUUUCCUGUGGAGAUUGCUGAAAUUAUAGUGGCACUUUCAUAGGAAAUUAUUGAAUACUAUGGUCGAAAUAGUGGUGGGUUCAUAACAUUUUUGUGACAUAACAGUGUGUUUUAUGUAACAUUUCCGUCUUUUUGUUAUUAGUUGGUGAUUCGUUACAAUGCAUUCGGUGGAACACAUAAUUGUUGAAGUAAUAUGGUUAUUACAUCAAUAUGACAGAAAUUUAUAAAUUUUGUGCGAAAUAAAUAUACUUAAUAUUAUUAUAUCAUGUUAUAUUAUAAAAAUAUACUUAAUAUUUUUGUAUCCACAUCAUGAAUGCAAUUGUAAAUGAGUUAAUUACGAAGAAAACUUGAUGGUUAAUUGUGGUCCUCCAUUGUAUCGCAAAAAUGAAGUGAAUCUAUCAUUAUUUCGGCCACUGUAUAACUUCGUUCAAGCACAUAUUACAAUAAAAAAAUGGCGAGAAGUAAAAAUUAACUGAAUUUUGUCAUUCUUAUGUUGUAAUACACGUUCAUGCAUUUUUAAAGCUUGCUGGGUUGAGUACUAAUUGAUGCCCGAGUUUUAGUUUGUUUUAGUUAAUCUGUAUGAGCAUAUGUUACCUUGAUAACGGAAACUUUGUUUUACGAUAAGUUUGUAUGAAAAGUAAUAUCAAUGAAUCGAUGGCGCAGCGCCCAGUGCCGAAUGAUUGAACGAAAUUGAUCGAUGUGUUACUACCUUUGGCGAAAUAUAUUUAUUUGAUCCAGCAAUCUAAUUUUCUUGUCAAAAUGACUUAUGAAAAUCCGUUUACCGCAUUACGGAAGCGUUUUCAAUAAUAAUAAUAAAGAAAAUGAAGUAUUUCGUCGAGGAUAAUGUUAUAAAGUCUAAUGCUAUUUGCAGUUACUGUUUACUUUAGUCCAGAAUUUAUUCUUAUGAUUUUAAGUUUAAUCACAACUGUCUUCAUCAAGCACACGAACAAAGUACCUACUAUUGCUGUAUAACAUUUAACAAAGUGAAAUAAAAAUGUAAUAUAAUAUUAAGCAGAA
Messenger RNA from Megalopta genalis, 2938 nucleotides. Lineage: Eukaryota; Metazoa; Arthropoda; Insecta; Hymenoptera; Halictidae. The record is from RefSeq and is a predicted model, not a curated record.